Messenger RNA from Poecilia reticulata (guppy), 2512 nucleotides. RefSeq names its product E3 ubiquitin-protein ligase pellino homolog 2. Gene Ontology annotation, molecular function: protein binding; ubiquitin protein ligase activity. Gene Ontology annotation, biological process: regulation of Toll signaling pathway; protein polyubiquitination. The record is from RefSeq and is a predicted model, not a curated record. NCBI's taxonomy places the organism in Eukaryota, Metazoa, Chordata, Actinopteri, Cyprinodontiformes, Poeciliidae.
ACACCCUGCCGUUAGCCGUUGUUGUACCCUAUGCUACUGAACAGGUUUACCGCGAUACAAACUAGCUUUCCCACUGGCCUUAACCGCCAGAAAAGAUGCUUCUUCACAGGAUUAAAACGAUAAAACAAACACCAGGACGUCUGGGAAAACUUUACCCAACUGUGCCCAAACUUUGAUAAGACUACCAACCAAAUAUAGUUUAGAGUGUGAUAGCUUUGUUUUAUUAUCUCCUCACUAUUUUUUUUUUUGCCACUGGUCGAGGUUUUCUGCUUCUUUCUUUUCUUUUCUUAUUUUUCCUUUUCAUUGGAGGAGUCCAGUCUGAUGAAUUCGCCGAAAAAAGACGGAGACGAUGAUGUGCCCGUUAAAGACCCGGUGAAAUACGGAGAGCUGGUCAUUUUAGGGUACAAUGGCUCUCUGCCGAGCGGAGACCGCGGGCGCAGAAAGAGCCGCUUCGCUCUUUACCGGAGGGCCAAGGCCAACGGCGUCAAACCCAGCGCCGUGCACAUCCUCAACACGCCACAGGACAGCAAGGCGGUCCACAGCAGAGGGCAGCACAGCAUUUCUUUCACACUGUCCCGUAACCAGACUGUGGUGGUGGAGUAUUGCCAUGACAACAGCACAGACAUGUUCCAGAUCGGACGGUCCACAGAAAGUCCCAUUGACUUUGUGGUGACCGAUACCUCCGGAGGGGGGACAGAAGGAGAAGACCCCUCCAUCGCUCCCAGCACCAUCUCCCGAUUUGCAUGUAGAGUGGUGUGCGAGCGCAACCCGCCCUACACCGCACGCAUUUACGCGGCAGGCUUUGACUCGUCUAAAAAUAUCUUUUUAGGGGAGAAAGCAACCAAGUGGAAAAAUCCUGACGGCCACAUGGACGGCCUCACCACCAACGGGGUGUUGGUGAUGCAUCCAGAAGGUUUCCCCCAGGAGCCCAAGCAGGGUCUGUGGAGGGAGAUUUCUGUGUGCGGAGACGUCUAUGCCCUCAGAGAAACCCGCUCUGGGCCCAGUCGGGGCAAACUGGCAGAAGGGGAGAGCAGCGCACUGCGGGACGGCUCGCUGGUGGAUCUUUGCGGCGCCACUCUGCUGUGGCGCACCGGGGAGGGCCUGAUGCGCGCUCCCACCCUGCGUCACCUGGAGGCCCUUCGUCAAGAACUGAACGCGUCCCGACCUCAGUGUCCUGUGGGCCUCAGCACGCUGGCCUUCCCAAGCUUACCACGCAGCCACAGCCUUGAAGAGCGUCAGCCCUGGGUCUACCUCACCUGCGGCCACGUCCACGGACGCCACGACUGGGGCCAGAGGUCUCAGAGGGUGGAGGACCCCGGGGAGGGUGAGGGCUCCACCAAGCGCCGAGAAUGCCCCCUGUGCAGAAGCGUGGGCCCCUACGUGCCGCUGUGGCUGGGCUCUGAGCCUGCCGUGUACGUGGACGCCGGUGCUCCCACUCACGCCUUCGUACCAUGCGGCCACGUCUGCUCGGAGAGGGCAGCCAAAUACUGGGCCGAGACCCCUCUGCCCCACGGAACACACGCAUUCAGGCCUGUCUGCCCCUUCUGCUCCGCCGCCCUCGGUACCCCCGGCUGGAUACGGCUCAUCUUCCAGGGCCCCAUCGACUAGCCGCGCCCUCAGUAACCACCAUCCCAACCGCAGGAAGCUACUUGAGCCUCAUUCUCGUGGCAAACGUCAAUGAGCGAUGAAUCAAUUCAGUGUCGAGCACGGCUGUCAGGGCAGCACGUGCAUUCUGAGUUUUCGACCGCGCUCUCCAACGUUGUGUUACAGAAUGCAGCUCAAUCCGUCCCCUUGUUUAUCCUUCAGAGCUUCAAGAUCAGGAGGACCUGACAGACUAAUCCGUGCUAACAGGUAGAUAGUGAUUUGUGUAAUCUAACAAAAACAGAGUGAGCUAAUUUUCGUUACGUAGAACGUAAAGAGAAUCUCUGGUGAUGCUGCUUGACCUUUUAAAAACUCAUCACUAUAAGAUGACUCAGCCCCGUACUGUAACUACACACUGUCAGGUUCAAACAUCCUUUUUAAUUCUCUUCAGAGUGUGAAAUCUUAAGUAGCUUUUUUGCACAUGCAAAACGAAUGGCCUUGACCGUCACUUUUCCAGCAUUAAUUGCAGCUGUGUUCAUUCAGUCCACUAGCAGAAGUUGCCACAUUCUGAAGACCCUUUUAAUUGAAAUGGUCUCAGCUUCACUGUGACCGUAACUUUUACUGCCUUCAGUUACUUUCGUCAUCUUCCCCAGUUUUUCAUGUCAGCGCCUGAAACAAGGAAGGCUUACCCCCUUCACUAAACUAAAACAUGAACGUUCCAACUGAUCCAUUUAAUUGUGCACGUCAUUCUCCUUUGUCUUCACCAAUACUUUUAGUGUUAAAUCUAUGCACAGAUACUCCUGUAAACGAAACCCCUUGGUGACCUCUUAAGCGGCAGAGUGAGCAUUACGUAUGGCGCCUUUCAAAAGUAUUCACACGCGUUAAACUUUUUCACAUUGUCAUUUAAAAAAAUAAAAAAUAGGAUUUUAUG